Molecule: messenger RNA, 1173 nt
Organism: Papaver somniferum (opium poppy)
Lineage: Eukaryota; Viridiplantae; Streptophyta; Magnoliopsida; Ranunculales; Papaveraceae
Exons: 3
Coding region: 1-1173 (390 amino acids)
Source: RefSeq, a predicted model, not a curated record
AUGGUGCAGGAUAGUUGGAAUGCUCCUUUGGAGGGGAAUCCAACUUAUGUUUUUGCUCAGAAAUUAAAAAGGCUCAAGGCUUAUAUGAAGGUAUGGAAUCAACAGGUUUUUGGUAAUGUUUAUGUCAGAUUGAAGCAAGCGCAACUUAGGCUUCAGAAUGCUUUAAGAAUAGCUGAUGAAAACCCUUUUGAUUUGCAUAAAAAUAAUGUGAUGAAAGAAGUGUCAGUUGAAGUUAAUAACAUUCGUAUGCAGUUGGCUACAAUGUUGAAGCAAAAAUCUAAAAAUCAGUGGUUGGUUGAGGGUGCAAGUAACACUAGUUUCUUUCACAAUAAUAUUAGGAUUCUAAGGAGUAGUAAUGCUAUUUCGGAGCUUGUGGAUGAUCAUGGGGUGACUAUUUCAGAUUGUGAUCAUAUUAGAGAUCUUGCGGUGAACUAUUUUAUAAACAAAUUCAACGGAGAUGUUUCUGUCCCUGUGGACUCUCUUUUUGAUGUGGAGCAUGAGAGUAUUACGAUUGAGGAGAGUGGUCAUACAGAUCAAACUCCUUCUUUUGAAGAAAUUUAUGAAGCGGUGUUCUCUUUGGGUGCGGAUAGUGCUCCAGGGCCUUAUGGUGUUUUGGGUAAUCUUGUUUCUGAGGAGCAGGUUGCUUUUAUGAAGGGUAGAAAUAUCCAUGAAAAUAUUAGCCUUGCUUCGGAGAUGGUGAAUGAAAUCCAAAUCAAACGGAAAGAUGGAAAUGUUGGUUUGAAGCUGGAUAUUACACAAGCAUUAGAUACAAUUAGUUGGAGUUUUAUUUUGGAGGUGUUUAGAAGUAUAGAUAGAGGGAUUCGUCAGGGGGAUCCGCUAUCUCCACUGAUUUUUGUGUUGAUUGAGGAUGUUCUUAGUAGAAAUAUCACGAAGCUUUUUCGUGAGGGUGCUAGGCCCACUAUAGUCUCAAGAAAAGGUAUCUCUCCCACCCAUUUGUUUUUUGCUGACGACAUUAUGAUUUAUUGCAAGGGAAAUAUGAAGAGCUUGAGAAAUCAUGUAGCUCUUUUGGGUUAUUAUCAGCGUGCUUCUGGCCAAACUGUUAGUCGAGCUAAGAGUAAAAUAUAUUAUGGAGGAGGUUCUUUGCGGAGGAGAGCAACGAUUUCUGAUUUUUUGGGGAUGCCUAUUGCGACUUUCACGGUGUUUGAGGGGUGA